CAUGUGGAUUUUUAAUUUGUUUGUUAAAGUAAUAAAAUUAAAUAUCGAUGAGAAUUUGGCUUCAAAACCACCAAAAAUAGUAAAUGAUUCAAAUGUAAUAGUAAGAGAUGGAAAACAAUCGGCCAAGGAUGGAAUCAAUUAUGUCAUUUCUCAAGGUUUUAUGGAAGAUGUUCUAUUUAUUAUUGGAAAGACAAAUGAUGUAGAAAAAGAUGAAAAAGCUUGCCUUAGUAUGGUGAAUAGUAUUAAAAAAGAUGUUAAAGAUGUGCUAGUUGCUGAAGAAAAUGAUGGAGAAUGUCAUUUAAAUUUAUUUGCUGUUGAUAAAGAAUUGAGAGGUAAUGGAGUUGGUAAAAUUCUAUUACACUCUGCUCAUGAAGAAGCAAUAAGAAAAGGAUUCCGAGUUAGUAAUAUGAUGAACAGAACAGAAAUUUCUAUAGCAGAAUGA
This is a messenger RNA of Dimorphilus gyrociliatus, 442 nucleotides long. Lineage: Eukaryota; Metazoa; Annelida; Polychaeta; Dinophilidae. The record is from the annotation of a GenBank genome assembly.